This is a messenger RNA of Aspergillus nidulans FGSC A4, 1459 nucleotides long. Its product is annotated as IFRD domain-containing protein. The transcript is spliced from 2 exons. NCBI's taxonomy places the organism in Eukaryota, Fungi, Ascomycota, Eurotiomycetes, Eurotiales, Aspergillaceae. The coding region runs from base 1 to 1440 and encodes 479 amino acids. The record is from RefSeq and is a predicted model, not a curated record.
AUGCCGGAUCUUCGUCGCCAGGUUCUUGAGAGCGGCAAAACCAUGUCCCGCAAAGCUGCGUCGAAGGAGGGCUCUCGGCGCACUUCGCGCGCAAGCUCGGCUCAAAAUUCACACCAGUCAUCACGGAACGCAAGCAGACAGGCCUCAGACGAUGAGGACGCGGGUAAUCUCAGCGAUGAUACCGCUGUCAGCCUCGGCUCUUUUGACGAUUUCGAGAACGUUGACGUCGAGAAAGAUAACAGCAAUUGGGCUCAGGAGCUUCUUGAUGUUGUUGAUGAUAUCCUAGACCGCAAGCGCAGUAGCGUGCUUAGCCGCGAGGAAAAUUAUGCGGCAUACUGUCGCCUUUCCAAGUUCCACUAUGUAGAAGAAUCUAUCCGGCGCCGCGUCCCUGAUCUUCUAGCCGCCUUCGCUCGCAGCAUCAAGUCCGAGACAAGUGUUCGAGAAACGACACUUGCGAUGCGUGCUUUGGAGCUUCUAGCUAUUACCGCAACAGAUAACACUAUUUUCGAACAUACAGAGCCGCUACUUACCCGGACUAUUCGCGAUUCAAGCUCGGAUUCCAUUAAAGUGGCGGCGAUUCACUGCUUAGGAACAUGCACUAUGUUUGGUGGCGGUGGGGAUGAGGCUAUUGAGGACCAGAUGACGUUUUUUCUGGAUAUCGUUGCCUCGGACGGGCAGUCCAUCGAUGCGCAAGAAGGCGCUGCUACCUGUGUCACCGCAGCUCUCCAAGAAUGGGGUUUUAUGGCGACGGAGAUUGACGACCUUGAAAGUGAGAGCGAAGAGUAUAUUCAGAUAUUCAUGGAUCAAUUGAGCAGUGGCGAUCCGAGCGUACAGAUUGCGGCUGGCGAGAAUAUCGCCUUACUAUACGAAAGGAGCUACACCCCCCAGGAGCACUGGACCGAUGAGGGCGAGGAGGACAGCAAUGGCGAGGACAGCCUUGAUAGUGAAUCAGAAGAACAAGUCUACCACACUGGACCUAAGCGUGUCAAACGCUACAGUCCUUAUCACGACACUCCCGAACUCGAACGCCAACUGCAGUCUCUCGCAACAGUGCAUAGCAAGCGCAUCAACAAGCGCGACAAAAGAGACCUUCACAAGAACUUUGCGUCUAUUCGCGCUACUGUCGCAGAUCCGCGCUGCGGCCCGAUGCACAGCGACCACGGCAGCAAACUCACCGUCAAGAUCGGCAGACAAGGGAUCAUGCAUAUCGAUCGCUGGUGGAAAUGGAUUCGCCUCAACUCUCUACGCCGUAUACUGCAGGGUGGUUUUGCUGUCCACUAUUUCGAGGGUAACCGUGCCGUCCUUGAUAAUCUUCCCGUAAUGAUGGUUCGCCGGCAGACGGGAGACCGUCGCACUUCCCCUACCGGUAGAAAGGAAGAUAAGAUUCGCCAGAAUCAGCGCCGGGCAAAGCUCGAGUUUGCCGAUGACGACUACUACUGACACGAAUUUAUAUUGCUUC